Molecule: messenger RNA, 2421 nt
Organism: Diaporthe citri
Lineage: Eukaryota; Fungi; Ascomycota; Sordariomycetes; Diaporthales; Diaporthaceae
Exons: 5
Coding region: 1-2421 (806 amino acids)
Biological process (GO): protein phosphorylation
Molecular function (GO): ATP binding; protein kinase activity
Source: RefSeq, a predicted model, not a curated record
AUGGAGUCGCUUGAGACCAAAUAUGGCCACCUAUUCGUCGACGGAGAAGAUCAGUAUCUGUUUGUCAGGGUCCUAGGAAUCGGCAUGGAAGCGAGCGCCCAGCUUGUUGUCCAUGUGCAAACUGGUGAGUUAGUCGUCCGCAAAGUCGACAAGCGUCUCUUGGACACGCGGGAGAAGGAAAAGCAAGACCCUGAGAGAAUUCUGUUUUUGGUGCAGUCACAGGCUCGCUUACGCGGUGUCCAGCCUAACACUGCCCAUCUGCUCUCGGCAGACGAUGUACCAGCACCACAGAGGCGUGGGGGUAAGAAAUUGCUCCAUCACCGUGUCAAAUACUUCAAAUUUUACAACGGCGGCAACCUUGGCGACCUUCGCGAUGCCUGCCAAAUCAGAAGUCUUGCGCCUCCGCCGUCUAUGAUCCGCAAGAUGAUUCAACAAGUGGUCCACGCUUUGAACUUCAUGUAUACGAUGAAACCUUAUAUCAUCCAUGGAGACGCACACAUUGAUAAUAUCUUCUUGCACUGGGGCCAGAACGUAUCUGAAGGACCUGAAUUCUUCUUGGGCGAUUUCGGAUGGUCGACAUGCGGCACAAUAAGAGCAGGCAAUAGAUACGGUCUAUCCGUAGACAUAUUCCAGCUUUGGAUGCAUACCCGAGAGUUACUCGACAUUGGAGCCAAGGCCAGCUCCUCCCAGAGCGCCCUGAGGCAGUAUCUCGAGGCUGUAAUCGAGCCAGAGCUCCGCCGGCUGGCCCAUGGCCCAGCUUCUCUCCUACCUAACCUGGCCCCCCUACUCAAGCUCCUUGCAGCUGCGCCGGCUGCCACUCCACCGGACAUGCGCCCUUUUAUGCUCACCCGCGAAUCUCAUACCUCACCCUCUCCACUCCUUUACGACACGUGGGAAGAGGCUCAAAAAGCACGUAGCAUUCAUGGACCGUGGCACGUAGCUCAGCUUAGCCCUUCCACGUACCACCGGCCGACUCCAGCGUCACCCGACGACGCAGACAGCGGCUCCGAUGAGGAAUGGGUAGAUAUCACUUCACCGCCUGAAGAUUGGACUCUCAUCGAACACAAGGCGGCACAGGGUGACGCCUGCAACUGUGCAGAUCGGCCUCGAGCUCCAUCUCCGGUCGAGGAGCCCGAAGAUGUGGAUGUGAGCGUGCGCCGCGAGCCAUUGGGGUUUUUCAGCCUUCCAAUAGAGAUACGCAACGAGAUCUACGCGCUCUGGCUCGCCGACUUGAAUGUUCUGACUGGAAUUUCGGCCGUCCGAACCCGUAUGACUGAAGAUAUCCUUCCGACCAGGCUUUCGCGAAACUAUCCGACGGAUCCGCCUCAGCGUCAUAUCAUGUGGGAACCGCCCGAGGGCGCACCCGCUUGGAGGCCGGAGGAUCUUGCCCCUUGGGAGAGGGAGGUGGCGGCCAUUACCUACGAGCCUGCCGCCCCGGACGAUGCGCUCCAAAGCUUACCAGUCGAAAGACUUGCUCUGCUUCGCGUCUCCAGAGCAAUGAACCAAGAAGCGGGCGGACUGUUCUAUAGACAAAGAUUCUCGUUCACCAACCCAAGAGAGAUUAUACGAGACGAUAAUGGCACCUAUUUUGGUAUUCUGGCCCUGGAGGCCUUCCUCACCGAUCGUACAGAUGCGACCCGCGAUCGACUCUCAGAUAUUGAAAUUGAUCUACGGAUGUUACAGCACCCCGACCUGCGCGACGACCGACUGGACUACGCUGGGCGAGAGGUGACCAUGAGGGAAUAUGGACAGAGCCCCAGGCUUAACUGGACGAAUGGUCUAGACCGCUUACCUUUUUUGGCAGACAGGCUGAGAGAAAUGCCUUUCUGGCAUUUACACCUACACUUCGACGGCGUCGCGCCUUUGUGGUACGAAUUUCGAAUAACUGAUCCACGACAAGUGGAAAAUCGGUUUGGCAAUCCCACAUUUCCUUGGACCAUCGGCCUUUUCAACAUAGGCCCACGGAAUCGCUUACAUUUGACACUGGCUUUCGAUCACGCGCUGACGUUGGGCGAAUCUCUACCGCGACGGAGGGCAUUUAUUCAUAAUGCUGUUUGGAUGCUGAUGGUGAUUCGCCAUUUCUUGCUCAGAAAUGCACGAGCACUUGAACUCGGGUACGAGGGGAUCCGCGUGAACACAGAGUGGGAAGCUCCAGAAAUAAAUCCAGCACGAUCAGGGUUCGCAAGGGUUGUGGCAAAUCGUGGGGUAUUGGUCGAAUGCGAUGACGAGUACAUACCCGAGUCCAACGAAAUCAGGUCCCGCCUACUACCUUACAAUUACGCCGAAGCGGGGCCCGUCGCCGCCAGCGACCAAGCGAGGGAGCGACUCCAACUCAGGAAGAGGAAGAGGAAGAGGCAGAGGCGAGGCAACGGCGUCGACGGCGUCGACUUGAGGAAGACGAGCAGACAUGACCGACGAUGA